AUGGUGGGCAAACAGUCGCCCUCUUCAAUUUUGGUGGAUGUCGCUAAAGAAUUAGUGGAGAGAUCGAAGAAUUCAAAUCAGGUACUUAAUUUAAAUCUUUCGAAUUUAAUUAUGCUGUUAAUGUUGAAAACGAUCGUGGUAGGAACGAGUUAUAUGGAAAAUAGUGACUAUAGAAGUCGAGAACUCGAAGAAGAAAAUAUUGUGUCAGAAGAUGAGAUAGCUCUCGCACUAGGUUAUAUGAUAGGUGAUACCUGUCUCUAUCGAGCAGCCUGUGAAGUACCAACGACAGCUAGACAUUAUUUACAAGCAAUCGAGAUGAUAACACAGACAAUAAAUUUAAUGCCACCAAAUCUUCGUCCUGAUAAAAGUUAUGAAAAAACAAUUGCCGAUUUUCGAAAAGCAAUUGAGUAUGGAGAAUUGAAACAAUGUCCACCUGAAUAUAGUUGUAAAAAAGACAACAUUAAGAACUUUCUACGACCUGAAUAUAAUUAA
Microplitis demolitor is the source of this 492-nucleotide messenger RNA. RefSeq lists its product as uncharacterized. NCBI's taxonomy places the organism in Eukaryota, Metazoa, Arthropoda, Insecta, Hymenoptera, Braconidae. The record is from RefSeq and is a predicted model, not a curated record. The coding region runs from base 1 to 492 and encodes 163 amino acids. The transcript has 5 exons.